AUGCGCUCGCUCGCGUUCGCGCUGGCCCUCGCCGCUGUUCCAGCCUCGGCGUGGGUCCUCAGUGACGACCCACGGUCAUCUACCGCCGGCUGCGACGCGAAGGGCGACAUCUUCAACUUGUACGACAAGAUUGUCCUCUGGCCAUACGGCGCGCCAACGCCGCCCUCCGCUCCUCCUCCUCCGCCAACGGCGCCCUCCGCGCUGACGACGCCAGAAGACAUCGACUCGCCAGAAGAGGUCUCAACAAAAGGCCUCAAAGGUGGGCUAACCUAUGCAAUCCACCCGCAGUUCUGCGAGCGGAUGCUUCCGCGCUUUCCGGAGGAGGACUUUGAGUCGAUCGAGAACAUCUUUGGCUUCUCGUUCCUCGACUGCGACCGCAUCCGCAAGGCGAUCGCCGAGGCCUUCAACACCUGGGCGAUCAAUCACAAGUACCUCCACUUUGAGGACGUCACCACAGCGUGCUGGAAGAGCUGGGAGGCUGCUGGAUCGCCAAGCUGUGAGAGCUUGCCUAAAGACGCAACAUGCGAGUGCCCGAACGCCGAGCUCCUGAUCACAACGAACGACUUGUGGACGCCGGGCGUCGUUAACGCGAACUCGGUCCACCAAGGCGAUUAUGCGGCCUUUGUCAUAAACGGAAAAAAAGGCACAGUAGCCAUGGAACGACUUCCGACGCGCUUGACGUCGGGCGCGGUUAUCGAUGGGGACCAAGGUCUGCAGCGCUCGGAGAUGACGGUCAGCACCGAGCUGUGCUGGUACCUCGAUACCACCUUCUGCUACCAGUUCCACUCGAUGAACGACGCCGGGUGGGACGUUGUCCUCUUCAUGCGGAUUGUCGUCACCGUCGUCUCCAUCGUGUGCGCCGGCAUCUUUUGCACCAUCCUCGCAUCCGGCCUCCGGAACGCGCUGUGCCCGUCGCAGGGGACGCGCGCGGAGUCAUCUGUCAAGAAGGUCUUUGGCCGGCGCACCGAUGCUGUCCUCCUCUUCCUCGCGCGUACGCCGCUCUUCUGCCUCCUCUUCUCGCUCUUCUGGCUGAUUGCUGCGCCCGUCUUCUACUUCACCAUCUUCCUCCCUUGCUGGGACUGCUACGACUUCAAGGCGACCCUCGCGCACGAGGUUGGGCACGUGCUUGGCUUCGACCACCCCGACGACACCGACUGCAACGGCGAUUGCGUCCUUAGCGCACGCAACCUGCAAACCAGGGCGGGGAUCGUCAUGGGCGACAGCGUGUGCCAGAGGCCGCUCACUAAUGACACCGUCGAGUGGAUUCCGGACGCGGACAGAAAGGACUGCUCGAACCUCCCAGACGGAGACCCGCACGACUCGAUCAUGUUUUCGGUGACCAAGCACCGAUCCCGCACCUGCCUCACCGCCGACGACCUCGAGGGCCUCAACUUUUUGUACCCUCUCUGCGGCGACGAGGCCUUGACCGAGCCGGAGUGCCUCGAGUCGCUCGAGCUCUCGGGGUACCUUCGCUUCACGCUCGCCAUCGGCAUGCCCUACGCGCUCUCCACGAUCAUUCUCUGCCUGCUGCAGUGCUGCGUCUCGGCGUACAUGAGGCGCCGCACUCGACACUACGAGCAGGCCGUCUCCAGGCUGCGACGCGACAAGUCCGACAUGCGGCGGGAGAACGCGAAGCUCAAGCUGCGGCUGUCCCAGAUCGAGACGGGCGAGGAGCCCGCCCCGCGACACAAGAUCUUCGGCGCCUUUGGGAGGAGCUCGCGCUCCAUCAUCAGUUCCCUCUUCACGCCGCGCCGCGCGCACACCCCAAACGCGUCGCCCUCCAAGCAAGAGCCGGUCGCAAGCACCCCCCUCGACAGCCCGACUGGCGAGGUGGACGCCGAGGACCUUGAGCGCAUGUCGAUGGUGCGCGAGUCGGUCAGCGAGGCACACGCUCGCUUCUCGACCGCCUCGCAGGAUGUGUCGGCGCGCAGCAGCACGCGCCGCAGCUUCUCAGGCAUGCCCUCGAGUGAUAGCGGACUUCGCGUGGACGGGACGCCUCGCGGCGCGGGCUCCGACUCGCCGGCUCUGCAAGCGAUCGCGAUCGAUGCCUCGCCCUGGCUGGCCAAGGACUAGCAUCGCUGGCGCCAAUCCGACCCCCGUGCCGCCGAGAUAAGCUCCCCACGCAUGCGCCCUCACGGGCGCGGUGGGCAGGCGCCACGAGGCCGGCCGUUCGUGAGAGGUGUGCGGUGAGCUCCGGACGACCACCGCGCCCCGGAGCGGCGCGGCGUCCCCACGUCCGUGCACACGACACGUCCACGACAUAGAUAUCGGCGCGCGUACAAAAGGAUUUAUGCUGCCGGUGUGGCGGAUUCAGAGAGUGAGUACCAAUGUAUUUAGUAGUAUACGUACGU
Emiliania huxleyi CCMP1516 is the source of this 2351-nucleotide messenger RNA. RefSeq lists its product as hypothetical. The record is from RefSeq and is a predicted model, not a curated record. The transcript has a single exon. Lineage: Eukaryota; Haptophyta; Isochrysidales; Noelaerhabdaceae. Bases 1 to 2073 code for a protein of 690 amino acids. Gene Ontology annotation, molecular function: metallopeptidase activity.